AUGGCCGAGGCAGUAGCAUUUGGCGCAAGUGUGGUCGCCUUCCUGCAGCUGACGGACCGCGUGGUUGACAUUGCGAAAUAUUACAUCGAGGCAAUCAAGGACUGCCCGGCUGACAUUAGAGCAAUCCUAGUCGAGGUAUCCUUGCUGAAAGCCGUGCUGCAGUCUUUGAGCUUCAUCCUAGAGUCACGGGAGAAAGACGGCGGCGGGCCGAGCUUCCUGGGAAACCUCGCCGGCGAACAUGGCCCAGUAGAGAUGUGUCGUAAAGCUCUAGCUGCACUAGAGAAGCUGCUGCCUGCCGACUUCCACGCGGUCCAAGGAAAGCGACAAAAGAUUCGUUCCGCAGCGACGCACUUGGCCUGGCCUUUACGAGAAUCAUCUGCCAAGAAGUUGCUGGAGACAAUUUCGCGGUAUAGAGCGUCGAUAUCUUUCGCGCUGACGUACGAUGCCACUCAAGACAUCAAAGAUAUCCGGCGUGAUAUGAGGUACGUCAAAGAGACGUUGACCGCUGAUCAGAGGAACAAAAUCUGUCAUUGGCUUGAGAGCACGAACCCCUCAAGUAGCCAUAAUAGCGCCUGGGAGCUUCGCGAGGACUUCACGGGUCUAUGGAUGACAGACUCGGAAGAAUGGGCGAAAUGGUUAGCCGGGAAAGAGAAGUUUUUGUGGAUCCAUGGGAUACCAGGCGCAGGGAAAACGGUCUUGGCGUCAUACCUGGUCGAGGAGGCGAGAUCAUACUGCCGCAACUCUGCUAGGCGAAAACAAACCGUUUCUAUCGACCUGUCUACAACAAAGCCAACAGUUUCAGUCUAUUACUACUGCUAUUUCGCCCGCAACCACGAUGAGGCGGCGCCAUUCCUUCGAUGGUUGUUAGGCCAGCUAUGCCGACAUUCAAAUCUGAUCCCGACCGAAAUCGUGGCUCUGUAUGAGACGGCACAAGUGCCAAGCUUAUCUGUGCUUCUAGAGGCUGUAAGUGUGUCACUGCGGUACUUCGAAACGGUCUUUGUAUUGGUAGACGCCGUGGACGAGAGCAGCCAGCGACACAAUCUUUUGAAGAUUCUAAGGGAUCUGGUCACAGACCACAGGUUUGACACUAUCCGCCUUCUCGCGACCAGCCGUGAGUAUUACGACAUUGAAACUUGCUUUGAAGGGAUUUCGACGGCGAUUUCCAUGAACAAUCCAGUGGUCGAGACAGAUAUCGGGCGUUUCGUGCACUCUGCCCUGCUCGGCAACAAAAGAUUCAGAAGUUGGCCUGCAAGCCUAACUCAUCAGGUCGAAAGAGCUCUCACGAAGGGUGCCAAAGGAAUGUUUCGAUGGGCUGUAUGCCAGAUCGACGUGAUCCAGAGACUACGUAGCCGGGAGGAAAUCUACAAGGCUGUAUCCGACCUCCCAAAGUCACUGGAUGAAACUUACGAAAGAAUAUUUCAUCUGCUGCCGGAAGAAGAUUCGGGGUUUGUGCGCUAUGCGCUCAUCUUCAUCUGUGCCAACAACAAUUCCCGUCCAGUGCCCAUUUCAGCCACUGUCUUACUGCAUGGUCUGGCUUUUCGGCUCACCCCUAGUUUGAAACCUGAUGGAGAGGAGUAUGAUGUCGUCUAUAACAACGAUGUUCUGCGGGACAGAUGCGGCUGCCUCAUAUCCUUUUCGGGAGACGAAGAUUCUCGCCAGGUAUCGCUUGCACACUACACCGUCAAGGAAUUCUUGUAUUCAGACAGAAUUUCGCGAAGUCAGGUUUCCGGCUUUGCACUGUCGGACAAGCUAGUAACUGCCCACAUUGUAACGACGAUCAUUCAUGUGAUCGCCGAGAACUGGAAUCCGAACUCUUCUGGUGAACGACAUACGCUCUACCAUUAUUGCCUGCUAAUGAGCAUGGUCGGACCUUCAGGCGGCUCCUGGAAGUGGGAUGACGAGCUCGAGCAUCAACAUCCCAAUCGGGCCGUAGCGAAAUUCCGAGCUAUCAGAGAAUCGAGCGAGUACCUCCUCCUUGCGAAUCAUGUCUUAGUACGGGAAAGGUCAGUGGUUGCGUGA
Molecule: messenger RNA, 2019 nt
Organism: Neoarthrinium moseri
Lineage: Eukaryota; Fungi; Ascomycota; Sordariomycetes; Amphisphaeriales; Apiosporaceae
Exons: 3
Coding region: 1-2019 (672 amino acids)
Source: RefSeq, a predicted model, not a curated record